Molecule: messenger RNA, 3137 nt
Organism: Pieris napi
Lineage: Eukaryota; Metazoa; Arthropoda; Insecta; Lepidoptera; Pieridae
Exons: 2
Coding region: 404-1489 (361 amino acids)
Source: RefSeq, a predicted model, not a curated record
AUAUAUAUUCUUAUAAAACAAUCUCCACAGAGCAAGUCGGACCGAGUGAGGGGUAACAGAGAGGAGUGGAACUGGGAACACCGGAAAUGUGGCGAUUGGCGCGCGGACGUGACAGACGCGGGAGUAUUUUAUUAUUUAUGGUGGCGUUGUGUAAAAGAUUGUCUUCUGGUUGCGUAUAAUUUUCAUUGUGGUAUUUUAGUUAAUUAAAAAUUGUUUUGUAAGGAAUAAAACUUCCUAGGUUGAGUGUUUUGUUACUUUUAUUAUUUAUUGUUUGUGAUUUCUAAGAUCAGAAGUGGGAUUACCACGCGUUUAGACCGUUUGUUAUCUAAAUUUAGUACUUAUUAGUGUUCAGUAUUGGAGGAACCUAAUCUCGGCCGUAAGUUUUAUUUCUUAUAAAAGCAAAAUGUCUGGUCGUUCGUCUCGACUCGAGGGACAAAGGCAUAGUCGCGAAAAACGGCGUUCUAGUUGUCGCAAAGCACGUCGCGAUAGUGUAGAUUCCCGUUAUACGCCGCCUGGUAGAAGCCUCUAUAGUAGUUCAUCAAACCGCCGGGAUCGGUCUUCCAGGCGUCGCUAUGUAUCGCACGGCCCUCGUAGCUCUCGUAAACGCCGCGAUAGUUCACGCUAUGUAGCUUUUGAUAGGAUUCUUAGUAGAUUAGAAGUGAUCGAAGCUAGACUACCUGUAUCCGUAGAAAGCGUGAGUUCGUCGCGUCCUGUGAACGGGAGCCAUUUAGUUUCUACUUCUUUGGCUGUACAGAGUUCUGCUAGUAAGCCAGGCUCAGGCAUGGCUGAAGAGGUUAUUGAGGGUAGUAUUCCACACACACUGGAUAUGAAUACCAGUGAAGCAAAGGAGGAGGGGAGCGGUAUUGUUGAAGCAUUGACUGCAUUGUUCAAAGCAAAGUCUCACAACUUUUAUAUAUCGCCUUUUGAUCCAAAUGUACACGACUUUGAUGUUUGGUGCAACGAGGUUGACCGUGCCCGGCUUCUAAAUAAUUGGGAUGAUCACGAAUGUUUAGGACGGAUAGGUAGUUGUUUGAAAGGAGAUGCGAAGUUGUGGUUAAACGAUUGGGUGACAAAUGAUCGAUCGUGGAGUAAUUUUAAACUAGAAUUUAGAUCGUUAUGUCCACGUAACGUUGACAUGGCUUCUGUAUUAUUUGAGGUAAUGAGUACAAACUCUAAUAAGUUUUCUACUUAUGCGGAAUACGCGCGUAAAUCUUUGCUACGUCUUAAUAUCGUUAAAGGUUUAUCUGAUGAGCUGAAAACCGCUAUUGUUGUUAGAGGCAUUAGUGAUCCCCAAAUAAAAGCCGCGGCCGCAAAUGCUAAAUUACACUCAAAAGGUUUGAUUGAAUUUUUAUCUGUUUAUAUAAAACCUAAAUACGAUUACCGCCAAUCUAACAAUACCGUUCGUUCUUUUAGUAGUUCAGGUCCGUCUUACACGCGAAACCGCGAGGCAUCUAGGUUUGAUAAUAACAAAAUUACUUGUGACACCUGAAGGACAUUAUGAAUAUUUGAAAAUGCCCUACGGGUUGGCCAAUGCACCAAUUGUUCAUCAGAGAAUCAUUUCCAAAACUUUAAAAACAUUAAUAGAUGCUGGCAAAGCCCUUACGUAUAUAGACGACGUUUUAUUACUGUCAAAUUCAGUAGAGUAAGGCCUUGACACGUUGAAAGAAGUUUGACAGACAUUAAAUACAGCAGGGUUUUCGUUUUCUAUUAAUUUAAAAAAAAAAUACCUUUUUAGACUCAGAAAUUGAAUACUUGGGGCGAUUGAUUGGUCAUGGUCAGGUUAGGCCGAGUCUGGGGAAGACCCGCGACUCUUGUGUUACAUCCCUAAGGGUCACAGACUCAGUUUGUUGAAGGUGUUCCACGAUGAACAUGAUCAUAUUGGGACUGACAGAACAACUGACUUAAUAUUAAGACACUUUUGGUUUCCUAGUUUGCGACAGUUUGUAAAUAAGUACAUAAGUCAUUGUCUUGUAUGUUUAGCACGUAAAAAAAAAAAGUUCCCAGGGCUCCGAGGGCUACUUUCUGUACAGACAAAACACUGACGAGCUAAAACGCGUUUUUUCAAAUGCGGUGUCAUUAUUUGGUACGCCGUCUACAAUAGUAUGUGACCGCGCUAGAAUGUUCGAAAGCGCUACAUUCCAGUGAUUUGGGAUGCUCGAUACAUUUCAUCACGCCUGGUAUGCACCGCGAAAAUGGGCAAGCGGAGCGGUACUGCAGGACAGUUCUCAACAUGCUACGUGUUGAAGUAGGCAACAAAGGUUCCCAAUGGUCCGAUGUGCUGUGGAGGAUGCAGCUCACUUUGAAUAUCUCCAAGCAAAGUACCACGCAGACGUCACCACUACAGUUACUGGUCGGUAUUAACGCAGUUACUCCAGUCAUCAGAUCGUUAGUGCGAGAUGUGGCACUUACUAACUCUAAUCCCAAUCGGGAGGCUCUUUUAACUCUUCGCAGACAACGAGCUUCGGCACUCCUUGCAACCAAUCAAUAGCGCCAUGAUGCCUACGUUAACGAGGGUCGACGGCAGCCACUCACUUUUGCUGUCGGAGACUUUGUGUUUGUGAGCAAGACUGCACAAAUCACCGGCAAACUGGACUCCAGCAUGCGCGGGCCUUACAAGGUUAUUCGCGCGUUACCGUGCCACCGUUACGAAUUAGAGCUACUAGCUGGUUCCUAUGGGAAAAAGACCCAAGCUGCAGCUGAAAAUAUGAUGUUGUGGCAAGGCGAGUGGACGCCGGAUGCGUGCUCAGUUUUUUUUGAGACUGAGACUGCAUUAGACAAUAAUGAGCAGGUUGCAAGGGAUGAAACAAAUGAAGAGAGAAAUGGCUCUGAUGCUAGUGGUGCAAGUAAUGCUGCGGUCGAGGACGCCGCACUGUCAGGAACGGCCGUCUUAUAAAACAAUCUCCACAGAGCAAGUCGGACCGAGUGAGGGAUAACAGAGAGGAGUGGAACUGGGAACACCGGAAAUGUGGCGAUUGGCGCGCGGACGUGACAGACGCGGGAGUAUUUUAUUAUUUAUGGUGGCGUUGUGUAAAAGAUUGUCUUCUGGUUGCGUAUAAUUUUCAUUGUGGUAUUUUAGUUAAUUAAAAAUUGUUUUGUAAGGAAUAAAACUUCCUAGGUUGAGUGUUUUGUUACUUUUA